AGUUGGUAGCGGAAACAACAAGACGAGUCUGAAGCAGAAGAGGAACCUUUUACCAAGACGAGUGAAGCAGGAGGGACGGCUUCUACCGGCACUUGCUCGUAUCAUUGAUUGCAUGGCUGGAAGGUCCGCCCUGGCCCAUGUAUUAGUGUAGUUACAGCACUCCAAGCAAGGUGCCCCAUGGGUGUGGAUUAAUAAACGUCACUGACAAGGUCUUAUUGAAAACUCUCGGGCAAAGAUCAAGUGUGGCACCUUUUUCAGAUCAGAAAAAAAUUCUAAAUCAGAUACUUGAAUUUUCUGUGAAAAAAGAAAAAGUUUUUGUGAAAAGUGCUUGUGUUUUGUGUUUGCUGCACUGUGUGGUUGUGAGAUACCAGUGCUACUCAAGACAGACAUGAAGAAGCGGAUAGGCAUGUAAUUUGCUGUGGUGGCCUGCUAGGACUACAGGCAAUAAUUACCUCUGAUGAUACACAAGUCGGCCUGCUUAGGAAACACACACAAUUCCAUGUUCUCUCCUUCAUGGAAAUCAGAUUUCUAGGGAUCAGAGACAAUUUUCUUCUAAUUUUGUGCCUCAAGAGAUGCCAGCACUGAUGAACUGUUCAGUUCCAUCCAGUCUUUGUCAGCGUAAAUGGUAACUGGAACACUGGUCCGUCCCAUUAUUCCUGAAGGAUAGACCCACAAGAGCAAUAUGGGAUAUAUCACCCCAGCUGGCAUUAACAGACACACUAUGCAGUGGAAUAACACCUUACACUGACUGUUGGAGGAAUAACAGUAUAUACUGACUGUGGAAUAACACCUUAUACUGACUGUUGGAGGAAUAACAGUAUAUACUGACAACUGGAGGAAUAACAAUAUAUACUGACACUUGGAGGAAUACCAUACACUGACUGUUUGAGAAAUAACAGUAUAAAAUGACUGUGGAAUAACACCUCAUACUUACUGUUGGAGGAAUAACAGUUUAAACUGAUUGUGGAAUAACAUCUUAUACUGACUGUUGGAGGAAAAACAGUAUAAACUAACUGCGGAAUAUCACCUUAAACUAACUGUUGGAGGAAUACCAGUAUAUACUGAUUGUGGAUUAACACCUUAUACUGUUGGUGUAAUAUCAGUUUUAUUGUAAUAGGAAGAAUAGUUGUAUCGUUAAAGUUGAGGAACAGAAGAGUAAAACAGAAGGACUGCAGUAACAGCAUAUUGUGAAUGUGGGAUAACACUAUAAACUCAUUGCAAUAACAGUGAAGUGGAAUAAUAUAAUACAUACUUUCAAAUAACAAUUUACACUAUCAGUGCAAAAAGGAUAUACUAACUGUGGAAUGGAACUUUACGGACUCGCACAAGAGUAAACAUACUUGGGAAAGAGUAUAUAUACAUACUGACUGUGUGAUAACAGUAUCUAUUUACUGCGGAACAACAGUUCAUUUUGAAAGAAAAAAUAACCAACAAUUUUGACUGUGGAAUAACAGGGCACAUUCUACUACAGCUGUGAUAUAACGCAACAUUAAAGUGGAAAAGUAUUAUGAUGAACUAAAAUGAAGAGGUAAUAACACCUUAUCGCACCCCCAACAUUGUUCAAAGCAUCUUGUUUAGGAUGAGCAACUCCCAGCCUGAAGUGAUGUACAUGUAGCAAAUGUACUGCCACAAUGUUGAUACAGGGGCCUUGUUUAAACAUCACCGAUGAGGAAGACAAUAACACCGGUCUAGGAAGUGAGCGGGCCAAGUUGUUGUUUGAGGAUGUGAGCUAUAUUGUAUAUGGCUUUGCCCUGCCCAGUGUGUGUCUUUUUGGAAUGGUGGGCAAUGUCCUCAACCUCACCAUUCUAACACGUCGGAAACUUCAGAAAUCUUUCCGAACACUUGAAAUGGCAGCUAACUACUGCCUCGUGGCACUGGCUGUGUCUGAUCUUAUGUUUUGUGUUUUUGCUUUUCCGACCACAUUUCUUUCUGGGGAUGACAUGUAUCAUAAUACCGAGUUUCUACUCAAGUAUCGGAUGUACGGGACGGCCGUGAUCAAUGUGUUUAUCAUGGUUAGCACCUGGCUGACUGUUGCAAUGUCGCUGGAACGCUUUCUGGCAAUCUGUUACCCUCUUCGUCAAGAUUUGUAUUUAACAACACGGCGGAUAAAAAUCAUCAUUGUGAUCUCCUACAUAUUUUCCUUUAUCUUCAAUGUUCCAAUUUUGUGGAGGUACGAGCCUCGAUUACUAUGUAGCACAAAUUCAUCACAUCCUAUUUACAUGCCGAAAACAGUCCCCUUACUUGGCAGCGACAAGAUUGACACAGCUUAUCGGAUAUUGUGGGCUUUCAUCGGAAACUUCAUUCCUCUUAUUCUGCUCUUCUACUUUAAUGUGUGUUUGUGCAGAAAGAUCUAUCGCUCAUACAAAAUGAGACAAAAAUUCAAACAAGAUCGACAUGGAUCCGAAAACUCAAGCCACACACUAACAAUAACACUUGUCGUCAUUGUCGUCAUGUUUUUCAUCCUUGUGGCGCCUUCAGAGAUUGUGAUUGUGAUAGCCAAAAUAACAAAUAAUGACAGUAAUUAUUCAUACAUGACUAUAGAAGCCAUAAUGAACUUCCUGCAGUCGCUGAACUUCUCCGUGAACUUCAUUCUGUACUGCAUCAUCAGUCCCUACUUCAGGAAGACACUCAAGUACAUCUUCUGCUGCGGCUGCUACAACAUCUACCAGGUGUCCAAGCAGUGGAAGAAGGAGUUUGAAACGUCACUCAUGUGACAAUCAACCCCCCAGACAGAAUUUGAAUUGGAAAGCUUCUAAUAAACCCAAUGUCAUUAAAAUCAGACAGUUUACUCCAAUUUGAUAUUCUUUCUGAAUAGAUUUUCCCUCCCCCUCCCCCCAAAAGGAAAUGCGUUGUUCUGAACAUAUAACACAAUAUCUACAAAAGUGAGUGUGAACAAGCAGUUCCAAAUGGAGAAGAAUGAUGGUGUGCAAUGGUGUGUAUUUACAGAAGUCACUUAAGUUGCAUUAUUCAGUAAAUGGCAUAAGGAGUACUAUUAUUUGUAGUUUCAUAUUUCCUAAACACCAAGUAUUUGUGAAAGUGCAAGUAAGGUUUACUGAUUUUCAAAAGCUCACAUCUGAUCAAAACCAUACACUUUCUUUAUAACAGGGUUGGACGAGAUCUAAGGACUGUCAGAUCUCAAGGGAGAGUAUUAUUUAUUUGGAGUAAAAUCUGAUUUUAAUGAGAAUGCUCAUAAACCACAGAUUUUACCAAAGACAAUGUCAGUAUAUGUGCCAUGAAUGAUUUCAGUUUCAAUUAAUCAUUUUUUUGAGGAUUAGGAAUCCAUCCUUAUCCACAAUAUGUAUGAUUCUUCUGGUACAUAUUUCAUAUCAUGCUGCAGCCAUUAAAUCUUUCACUUGCUCAUGGUGCCCGGCAACCACUGGUUCCGAGUUUGUGUGAGCUAUCUUCCCUCUAGGAUGCUAUCAUACUCCAUGUCCUACAUUUGUCAAGGUAUUUUAGGGGGAACCCUUACCUUUUUACCACUUUGAGGGUAAAGUCCAACAAUUGCAAAAUUUGACCUCUCUUUUCUCUAGAAUGCUUUUAUACUCCAAAACUACUUUGUCCAGGAGUUGUUUAAGGUUGGCACUGCAGCUGCAUUCAAUGGUUGUUAGACAUAAAGCAAUUGUUUUUUAUUUGAAAGAAUUCAAUAAUCACUUGAUAUUUACAAUCACCAAAUGUUGAAAACAUUAUUUUGAGUGAGUGAAUUUUGGUCACCCAUGCUCCCAGGAUUAUCUUGAAACGUACCACUUUAUGGAUAAUAACUUCUGGUUUAAUGCACAUAGCGACUUUUGAUGUAGAUUCUUAUUCUGUGAUCAAGCUGGAGUGAGGAGCUUGAUAAUGGCAUAAGAAUCUACAUCAAAACAUCACUAUAUGCAAUAAACCAGGAGUUGUUAUCCAUAAAGUUGUACGUUUUUCUUUCUUAUUUGCCAACUUCUAGCAUGCCAGUCAAACAGCUAUCUUGAAACACUGUAUAUCAUGAUACAUAUCACGCCAUAACACAUUAUCCUUACAACUUUACUGCAAUGUCAACAAAGUGUAGCACUUAAGUACACACACCAUAGUGACAUACAUCACACAUACUGACUAAAAAACAACCUCCAACCACUGGGUCAUAUUACCUUUAAACAGGCAUGUAGGCUUGUACCAUUUCCCAAGUGAGAUGGUGAGAUGGUAUAUGAGAUUUAUACAACAGUGCUAGGUACAGUGUUCAACAAUGUGUCAUCAUACCCCUCUGUAGUCUUCACAACACAUCAAUCAAUGAUGUGCCUGGUCCUGGGAUAUACACAUAUUGAAGUUGGUCAUCAUGUAGAAAAACUGCUACAUCAGCAGAAAACACUAUUUCUAUUGGUGACUUUUUGCCUACUACUGAGACUUUAAUUGUAGCUCUAUGGCUACUUCAGAAGAAUCUAACCCUCCAUUCACUUAUCAAUCUACUCACUCAUUCAAUCAUCAAUCUACUAAUGCAUUCAAUCAUCAAUCUACUGACUCAUUCAAUCUACUGACUCAUUCAAUCAUCAAUCUGUCACUCAUUCAAUCUACUGACUCAUUCAAUCAUCAAUCUACUCACUAAAUCAUCAAUCUACUCACUAAAUCAUCAAUCUACUGACUCAUUUAAUUAUCAAUCUACUCACUCACUCAAUCAUCAAUCUACUCACUCACUCAAACAUCAAUCUACUCACACAUAGAAUCACUUUAAAUGAAUUAGUCACCCAAAUAUUAUGAUAAUGCUCCGGUGUGAGUGGAGCUAAUCUUACAAUGCAGUAUCUGUUUGCAUGAACCUUCUUGUCUAGAUUGCCAUGGUACACUGUGGCAGACUUCUGAAACAAGAACAGUGUUGCGGCCUCAGAACUGAGUGAAUGUAAUAACACCUGUACAUAUCCCUUCCAGUUAAGAAGCACAUGUCACUGCAGGCUGGAAAUAUUGUCCUGCAUGAUUCACAAUAGGGGCCAGCCGUUUAAUAUUCAGGGGGUUGGGAGUUCAUUCUUUUUUCAGUCAAAACAUUAAUUAAAUUUUGUUUUUCACAACAUUGGCUAAUUAUUUUUCCAGCAUUUUCUGAAUCAAAUUAAAUAAUUAAAUAAGAAUCAAAGAAACCAGAAUAUCAAAUGGUCGGCCCCAUACGUGUGUAUAGGCCAAAGGGUUAACAUCGUCUGUACCGGACCAAAGAGUUUUUUUGUUGUGUAGUGUUUCCCUAAGAACAAUAUCCAGACUAUGACCUUUCCUCUCAGGUCACUACAGCCGUCUGCUGUAAAUGUUGGUAUAUAUGUUAUAACACUACAGUUCUCUGCUGUAAAUGUUGGUGUGUAUGCAUAUGUUAUAAAACAACUACAGCUGUAAAUGUUGGAGUGUAUAUAUCUAUUAUAACAUAGGAUGGCCAAUUUACUUCAAAUCAGAAUUUCCUUGAAUAUGGACAUCUUCCUUGUAACAUGUACAUAAUAAAUAGUUACCAUGGAAACAGUCUAUGAUAUCUUGUUGCCAGUCUCUGUUGUUUGAGUGAGUGAGUGAGUGAGUGAGUGAGUGAGUGAGUUGGGUUUAACACCGCUUUUAACAGUAUUCCAGUUAUAUCGUGGCGUGUCAGCUUAAUGAAGGAGGAAAACUCGAUGUGAUGCACUUUGGUGAAACCCACA
This is a messenger RNA of Haliotis rufescens (red abalone), 5621 nucleotides long. RefSeq names its product putative G-protein coupled receptor F59B2.13. Gene Ontology annotation, cellular component: membrane. Bases 1632 to 2714 code for a protein of 360 amino acids. Gene Ontology annotation, biological process: G protein-coupled receptor signaling pathway. Gene Ontology annotation, molecular function: G protein-coupled receptor activity. The record is from RefSeq and is a predicted model, not a curated record. Lineage: Eukaryota; Metazoa; Mollusca; Gastropoda; Lepetellida; Haliotidae. The transcript is spliced from 3 exons.